AUGCCUGAGUAUCAAUCUAGACGCGAUACUAAGUACACCAACUCCAAACAUCUUCUAGGAAACGAUAUAAAAACACACGGACAACUGAUCCGGUCCUCUGGACAACUGGACAACAAACCCUUGCCUGUGAAGGACCAGCACCAGAUGGGUCCUCAGAGAGCAAUCCCUGGUAAAUACCGAUACCCGGUCGAUAAAGCGGCAGCGAUGGACCGGCAAUCUAACGGUGGAGUUCUUCUGCAGUACGGAGUACUCAUGUCCAGUACAAGGGAGACCAGGUGCCCUGUCAAGCCCGAGCUCUUCAAGCUAGAGAAGCUCCAUGAUCGCUGGUUGAUGAGGAAAGGGUAG
Messenger RNA from Trichophyton rubrum CBS 118892, 345 nucleotides. RefSeq lists its product as uncharacterized. The coding region runs from base 1 to 345 and encodes 114 amino acids. The transcript has 2 exons. The record is from RefSeq and is a predicted model, not a curated record. Lineage: Eukaryota; Fungi; Ascomycota; Eurotiomycetes; Onygenales; Arthrodermataceae.